AAGGUUCCUCACACACACACACACACACAAACACACACACAUACACAGAAACGGAUUAAGCACAGCUUUAACUACAGUUAAAAGCUCUCAUUUGGAUUACCAGUGUUUCAAUUGCAGCAUGUGCAAAAGUCAAAAGUGAAGUGUCAAAAAGAAGAAUAAGAAAACGAGGAAAAGCUCUGAAAAUGAAAUGCUAAAGUGAAAAGCAAAGCGAUAAAAAUAUCUAUAAUUAAUUAAUUAUUGUUAGAAAUUAAAAAGGCUAACCGGCAACAACAAAAAUGACGAUGGCUGCAUGUUAUGCCAAUUAUGACAUGUCCACCAUGUCUUCGCUCUCGCUCUCGCACAGCAUGCAACAGCAGCAGCAGCAACAACAACAGUUGCAGCAGCAGCAACAACAGCAGCAGCAGCAACAACAGCAGCAGCAGCAACACAUGUAUCAUGCUGCUGUUGCGGCACAACAGCAACAAUUGCUACAACGCCAUCAACAACAACAACAGCAGCAACAACAAAUACCCGCCAACAAUAAUAAAAUUGCAGCCAGCAAUCACCGACAGAGCAGUGUUGCCAGUCGCAAUGCAAGCAGCGCUGCCAACAGCAGCAGCAGCAACAACAACAGCAUUGCCAACAACAAUAACAGCAACAAUAACAGUUCUGUUAGCAGCAAUAACAGCUCUGCAAGCAACAACAACAACAGCAACAGCAUUGCCAACAGCAACAAGGACUACAGCAUUCCAUUGCACGUCGACUGCAGCGUGGAAUACGAGCUGCCCAACCAGCCAAAGCCGCCCGCCGGGCAGCGAGUGGAGCCGCUGCUGAUGAUUCACCCCUGUUAUUUUCGCAAAAUGGAGUCGCAGCGACGCAGUCCGUUUGUCAACAAUAUGCAGGCGACGGCGGCGACAAAUGUGCAGCGCAGCAGCAGCGGCGUGAGCAGCGCGACAGCAGCAGCAGCAGCGGCGGCAGCAGCAGCAGCAACUGUUGUGGCAGCCACAACAAAUGCCAAUGUAGCCAGCAAUGCGAGCAGCAGCAACAGCAGCGCAGCAGCAGCAGCAGUUGCAGCAGCAGCAGCGCGACGCAAAACACAACAACAACUGCAACAACACCAGCAACAGCAGCAGCGACAGGCAGCGGCGUAUCAGCAGCAGCUGCGUCAGCAGCAGCAGCAGCAGCAAAUGUCACAAAUGUCGCAGCAGGCGUUGUAUCCAGUGCAACAACAACAACAGCAACAGUUGCAGCAACAACAGCAACGCCAGCAGCAGCAGCAACAACAACAACAGCAUCGCAACAACCAAAGUCGUCAAAGCCAAAGUCAUGCAGCAGCAGCAGCAGCGACGUCGACGUCGGAAUGGGAACAGCUGCAACAACAACAGCAACAACACCUGCAACACCAACAACACCAACAUCAGCAACACCAACAACACCAGCAGCAACACCAUCAACAACACUUGCAACAUGCCGCCUCACUUUACACAGCCAAAAGCAGCAGCAGCAACAACAACAAUAACAACAACAUUUCUGCCUCUGCCUCUGCCAGCUACGUGAGCAGCGCUGCUGCGUUGGCGCCCUGGAAUGCAGCGGCGCAACAGUCGGCGGCCGCAGCGGCAGCGACGGCGGCAGCGCUGCUCAUCGAUCGUUCACCAAUGGCAACAGUUCCUAGCAAUUAUCAGGCCGGUCCUGAGGCCACAACAACAACAGCAACAAUUGCUGCCGCUGCUGCUGCUGCUGCUGCAACAACAACAAAUGGCGGCGGCGGCAGCGACAAGUUGAGCGGCAAAUAUCGGCAAUAUUUGCGAACGCAGCAGCAGCAGCAGCGCAUGCAUCCCUAUGCAGCAGCAGCAGCAGCGGCCGCAGCAGCAGCAGCAGCAUCCCUCGCUGCGAAUUUAACGCCAGCAGCGGCGGCUUUUGUUCCUUAUGGAGCGACGGCGGCUGCGACGUCGGUGACGGGGGCAGCGGCAGCGCCAACAUUCCAGCAAAUUUCCUGCUACAAUGUGUGAUCCAACAACAACAACAACAGCAACCACAACAACAAGAAUAACAACAGCAAAAGGCAACAGCAAACUGAGAGCAGCAGCAAACAACAACAACAAAAACUGAGACAGACGCUUACCAAGUAAACGUCAAUGAAAACAACCAACAACAACUGCAAAAAGAAAAGCUUUUUCCUUUUUUUAGUAAACAAAAAAAAAAAAAACAAAAUUGUUAAAUGUUCUGUUAUAGUUUUCAUAUUUUAGUUUUCAAAGCGCUUGCAAAAUGAAAAACAAAACGUGCAUUUUUUUUUGUAUGACAAAAAAUAGCGCAAAAGAAAGUAAGAAAUGUUAAGAAGAAGAAAAGCUCCUUUUUGUGUGCAGUGCUUAAAAGCUAAAACUAACGGCACGCUUCCAAUCGAAGCCUAUUUGUAAUUAAGAUCGAAAAAUCAAAACGAAUAGCAAAGAAAAAGAAGAAAAAUACAACACACAAAAUUGCAAAUUGUGAUAAACUCGAAAAUAAUUUGUUAACAAAAAAA
Molecule: messenger RNA, 2497 nt
Organism: Drosophila grimshawi
Lineage: Eukaryota; Metazoa; Arthropoda; Insecta; Diptera; Drosophilidae
Gene: corto
Product: centrosomal and chromosomal factor
Exons: 1
Coding region: 276-1988 (570 amino acids)
Source: RefSeq, a predicted model, not a curated record